Molecule: messenger RNA, 1380 nt
Organism: Paramuricea clavata
Lineage: Eukaryota; Metazoa; Cnidaria; Anthozoa; Malacalcyonacea; Plexauridae
Source: the annotation of a GenBank genome assembly
AUGGUUAUAAAAGAUGCAAAAGAGGAGAAAGAGUGGUUAGAAAAGGGACAAUAUGUAAGCCACCUUACACCAGCACAGCAAAACAAUGUGAUUAAACUAGUUGGUAAUCGAUGUUUAGUAAAGUGUUUAAUUGAAGAUGUACCAGUUGAGGCAUUGUGGGAUACGGGUGCUCAGGUUUCAAUAACCUCGCAUGAAUGGGUAAUGAAAAACUUUCCUGAUGUCAAGAUUAAUCCGAUUGAAGAUUUACUGGAGAACAAUUUAGAUCUCAAAGCAGCAAAUGGUUCGUCUAUCCCAUACAAAGGUUUUAUAGAGGUGAGACUUAAAUUAUUGAACUCACAAAUUGGAGAAGAGGUUUUAGUGCCUCUUUUGGUAGCGUCUGAUCAUCUUGAUCACCCUAUCAUCGGAUAUAAUGUUAUUGAAGAACUAGUCAAAUACCCAGUUGACAAGACAAAUAACAUUAUUUCAUCGAUGACAGCAAGUUUUCCCACAGUUGAUUCCAAAAACAGUAAAACUCUUGUUGAACUUAUAAAAACAAAUGAAUGUAGUGAACUGUGUUUGGUUAAAACUAUAAAGCAUGAUGUGUUGAUUCCUCAAGGCAAGACAGUGAGUGUUACUUGUAGAGCGAACACACGGUCGAAUGCAACAAGUAAGCUCCCAGUUCUGUUUGAGCCAGACCCUGAACAACCAUGGCCCACAGGUCUUGAAAUCGAACAGACAUUGACAAACAUAAAUAGUGGGUUCUCCUCCCGGGUGGCUAUUCAAGCGAGAAAUUCCACCGAUCAUGAUAUUUUGCUUCCAAAAAGAACUAUACUUGGACGAUUGCAAUUAGUAAAAUCUGUUACACCUGUUGAAGUUAGGGAAAAGUGCGAUAAAGAAGCACAAGUUAAUGGAGUGUCAGUAAAUGAUGAUAAGUUGAACACAAAUACCCCAAAGACCUCUUACGGUGAUUGGAUACCUGAAGUUGAUUUAAAUGGUCUGACUGAGAAACAAAAAUUAGUCGCUCAACAAAUGCUUCUCGAAGAGUCAGAUUGUUUCUCUCGAGAUGAUGAAGAUAUCGGUUGUAGUGAAGAACUUAAAAUGAAGAUCAAUUUAACAGAUAACAUCCCAGUUCAAAAGAACUAUAAUUCAAUACCAAAGCCCUUAUAUCCAGAGGUAAAACAGUAUAUUGAGGAUCUUUUAAAUCGGAAAUUUAUACGUAAAUCUAAAUCAGCUUACUCAUCACCUGUCGUUUGUGUUAGGAAGAAGGACGGUACUUUACGUUUGUGCGUUGAUUAUAGAGAACUCAACAGACGGACUAUUGCGGAUCGUCACCCCCUACCCAAAGUCCAAACAACACUCGAGAAUAUCGGCGGAAACUCGUGGUUUUCCCUUUUAGAUUAG